Achroia grisella is the source of this 1640-nucleotide messenger RNA. RefSeq names its product ninjurin-A (gene NijA). Lineage: Eukaryota; Metazoa; Arthropoda; Insecta; Lepidoptera; Pyralidae. The coding region runs from base 123 to 1055 and encodes 310 amino acids. Gene Ontology annotation, cellular component: membrane. The record is from RefSeq and is a predicted model, not a curated record. The transcript has 7 exons. Gene Ontology annotation, biological process: cell adhesion; tissue regeneration.
UGUGAGCACGUAUUUCAAUUAAGUGAUCGUAAUAAUAUUAACUUUACGAUUUAUCAAGUGUAAUUAACAAGUAUUGAAUUAAAAAAAAAUAUAACCUUACUGUUGUUUAGUUUUAAAGUAAAAUGUCGCACAACGAUAUAGUUUUAAAUAUUGAAAGAGAUAAUAAAAAUAACAUAAAAGUGGAUCCAGCAAUCAUGGAGAUGGUGUUUGGAACGCCGAAUAAACCGAAAUCUGAUGGCAAUCGAGAAACACAUUCGAUAGGAAAUAGCAAAAGGUCUAAUGAAUCGCAUUCUCCAAAAUCAACACACAAGAGUGAAGUGGAGUCGAGUCAUCCCAGACUACCGUUAUUAGAGCCAGAUAAAGACACCAGAAAAUUACCGUUAGCGGAGUCCGAAAUCGACGAUAUUGAUGAUGAGAGACCAGAGAACACUGGACCAUACCCUGGAAUAGAUGACGGGCUCCUCGACCCUGAUGGAACAAAACCGGAAGGUGGUGACCAUCAUACAGAGGACGGGCCACACGAUACGCACGACGAGGGCGUCGGUACAGACGAUGGUAAACGGUGGCUUUUCGGGCAUGACGAACCUGACUAUAUAUACGGAAUUAAUGGCACUGAAACAAGAUUCGGCGUCGACGACAGACCGGGCUCUCCUUUACCUGGGGUCAUACCAGACGUGAACACUUACCAGCAGAAGAAGAACUUGGCGCAAGGCAUGAUGGAUCUAGCUCUGUUGUCAGCCAACGCGAACCAGCUGCGAUACGUGAUAGAGACAUCCAGUGGACAUCCGUACUAUUACUCGAGCGUUACAUUCAUCACCCUCAGCAUUAUUUUGCAAAUCGGCGUGGGCAUUGGGCUUAUAUUGAACAGCAGAUACAAUGUCAAAGAUGAGAAGGACAUUUGCAAAGCGGAUAAAAUAAACAACAUGACCGUGCUGGGAAUAUUCCUCAUCACCAUUGUGAACGUGUUCAUCACCUCGUUCAGUGUCGCCCCCACCAGUACAGGAGUCGUGCCUACUGUGGCGGUGCAACAACCAGCCAUACAGCAGGCCGGAUAGUGACUAUACAUUACUUGUGUGUAAUAAUAGCUAGCAAUCCGCACUUUUUAAAGGUGCAACAUUGUACAGAUCUCUAUUUUGUUUUAGUACAGCCUUAGUAUCUGUAAGUGAAAAUAAUAAAAGUAACCCUGGAUACAUAACACGGCGCUAUCUAGUCCCAACGUAAGAAUAGCUUAUAUUAUGGGUACUAGACAACUGAUAGGGAAACAACUAGAUUUGAUACAAAUUUUCAUGAUCGUAUUGGUACAAACAUUUGUAUUCAUGAAUAUAAAUGUUUGUACCAAUACGUUUUAAGUUUAAAUAUGUUUACUUACUUUGGAUGUAGACGGCGCUGUAUAGUUGGAGCUACAUAUUUAUAUAAAAUGUUUGAUGACCUCGGUGCUCCAAUAGUGUAUACUAAAGUGUAUGUUACACUGAUAGGUGUUAAAAUAAUGUUAAUAUUAGAAUCUUGUAUAUUUUGUAAACAAAGACACUUAAGUUUUUAUAUUUAAGUUAAUAGUAUGUAAGUAAUCAUUAGAUAUAAAUGAUUCUAACUGAUCAGUCAUUUAACGUUAUGUUAUAGGGGUCGUUCAAGUAUUACGUAAA